Messenger RNA from Phlebotomus argentipes, 712 nucleotides. RefSeq names its product zinc finger protein 675-like. The record is from RefSeq and is a predicted model, not a curated record. NCBI's taxonomy places the organism in Eukaryota, Metazoa, Arthropoda, Insecta, Diptera, Psychodidae. Gene Ontology annotation, cellular component: nucleus. The transcript is spliced from 2 exons. The coding region runs from base 44 to 610 and encodes 188 amino acids.
CUCGUGCCUGAAAUAAAAGGAAACAAUCUCAGCCCAAGAUAGAAUGAGAUUCAGAAGACAUGGAAGAAAUAGAGUGAAAGUUUACUUCAAUUCUAUUGUUGUGAAGGAGGAAUAUUUAGUCCAAGGAGAACCUCAAACUGAUUAUGACAGAGAUCCAGAGAACCCAGGCUAUUCGCAAGAGAUUCACUUCGACAUCAUUGAACUGGAAGUGGCAGAGAAGGAGAACAGCCAAGAAAACAGGAGCACACCUGAGACAGUUGUGGCUGAGGAGAAGAACUUUCCUUGUCGAUACUGUGGAAAACUUUUCCGGUCGAUUUACAGUCGCGAUGAGCACGUUGUCGUUCACACGGAAGAGCGAAACUUUCCGUGCUCCAUCUGUACCAAAACGUUUAGGCACAAGAGUAACCUUAGAAGACACGUUCGCGGCCACUAUGCCUUCAACGAGGCCUGCCCGAUUUGCGAAAAAGUAUUCCACAACUACGAGAGCUUGAAGGAGCACAAGAAGCGGCACACGGAGAAGCGCUUUCAGUGUGACCUGUGCCAUCAUAGGUUCGUCUACCAAUGCCACUUGACUAAACACAUGCAGAACUCUCACCAGAAUCACAUAUAAAUAUCUACCUUAAUUAUAUAAAGUGCUUGUGAAUCCACUGUAUAUAUAUAACAAUAAAACAGUUUAGCAUCACUUCGAGAAUAAGAACUCUCAAAGCAAUAA